AUGACCAUCAAAGUUGCUUUAAUUACCGGUGGUGCCAGUGGCAUGGGCCUGGCCGUUGCCCGGAAACUGUCCGCUCGCGAAGACUGGGUUGUGAACAUCCUCGAUAUCAGUGAAAACGCCGGAACAAAAGUUGCUCAAGAGCUACCCCGAGUUACCUUCCAUAAGGCCAAUGUGACCAAAUAUGGAGAGCUGUGUGACGCCUUCCAAAAGUCUUUCUUAGACGGUGGUAACAGACUCGACUUUGUUUUUGCCAACGCCGGAGUGAUUGAACGUACGAACUUCUACGCCCCGCAACCCACUGAAUCGGUGGCACCACCGCCUGAGCCCGACCUCUUGCCGAUCGAUGCAGAUUUGAAGGGAGUGGUUCUCACCACUUGGCUGGCACAACACUAUUUCCGUCUGUCACCUCACAAAGGGCGUGACGCAAAUAUAGUGAUGACCGCCAGCUGUGGUGGGCUUUACCCCUCCUUCUACUCACCCCUAUACUCAGCAGCUAAGUUUGGAGUGGUUGGAUUCAUGCGCUCGAUAGCGGCCAACUUUCGUGCCAAUGGAAUGCGCGUCAAUGCCAUCUGCCCUGGCAUUGUACGCACUAAUCUUGUCGACGAGAAAGGAUGGGAUAGUUUCCCCCCGAACCGUUUCGUUAAGAUAGAGACUAUCGCCCAGACCGUUCUUCAUCUAGUAGAUGGUGGUAGCCCCGCAGGCCAAGGAUUAACCGACACAGUUGGUAAAUCGCUCGCUGCAUCCAAGCUAUAUGGACUCGCAGUGGAAAUCUCAGACACAGGUCUCUACUUCCGAGACCAGCAUGAUUUCUGUGACGAAGGAAUGCGCGAGGUCAUGGGAGCUACCGAGCUUGACAACCAAGUCGACGGUGUUCUAAAUGAGUAA
Messenger RNA from Penicillium longicatenatum, 885 nucleotides. RefSeq lists its product as uncharacterized. Gene Ontology annotation, cellular component: cytoplasm. Gene Ontology annotation, molecular function: oxidoreductase activity, acting on the CH-OH group of donors, NAD or NADP as acceptor. Bases 1 to 885 code for a protein of 294 amino acids. NCBI's taxonomy places the organism in Eukaryota, Fungi, Ascomycota, Eurotiomycetes, Eurotiales, Aspergillaceae. The transcript has 3 exons. The record is from RefSeq and is a predicted model, not a curated record.